UCACGAUGACGUCACGAACAAUUCAAUCUGUCCGGGCAUAUCUCCUCCUCAUGCCGUCAAAAGACAUAUUCCCGACAACAAACCAACGCGCUGUAGUACGCACGACAGAGUUACGCAGCCCAAAUAAGACACAGGAGAACGCCGCGGUUUGCCGGUGAAAUGUGUGGAAGAACUGCGUGCACCCUGGCUCCGGAUGAGGUGAGCCGAGCCUGCUCGUACAGGAACCGGCGCGGAGAGCGGAGACACCCUGGCUGGAGGGAAGGAGACGCGGACAAAUACCGACCCUCCUACAACAAGAGCCCCCAGUCUAUGAGCCCCGUGCUGCUCUCCCACAGGCACUUUGAUAAGAAUGCUCCCGUGGAUGAGUGUAUUUUGGCUUCCAUGCGUUGGGGCCUGGUCCCUUCCUGGUUUAAAGAGAAUGACCCGAGCAAGAUGCAGUACAGCACCAGCAACUGUCGCAGCGAAAACAUCCUUCAGAAAAAGUCUUACAAGCUUUGCUUUGCCACCAAGGAGACCCUGCUGAAAGGACAGCGCUGCGUCAUCCUUGCUGAUGGCUUCUACGAGUGGAGGAGGCAGGAGAAAGAAAAGCAGCCAUUUUUCAUCUACUUUCCUCAGACUCUGAGAUCCUGUGAAGAGAAACAAGAUCCUGCCAAUGAUGCGACUGAGCAGCCAGAAAAAACAUCUAAUGAGUGGACAGGCUGGAGGUUGCUGACCAUGGCAGGACUAUUUGACUGUUGGACACCUCCUUCUGGGGGAGAGACCCUCUACACCUACAGUGUAAUAACUGUGAAUGCUUCCCCAAAUCUCCACAGCAUCCAUGACAGGAUGCCAGCCGUCUUGGCUGGAGAGGAGGAAGUGAGGAGAUGGCUUGAUUUUGGGGAGGUGAAAUCUGUGGAUGCUUUGAAACUGCUCCAGUCUCAAGACAUAUUGACCUAUCAUCCCGUCUCAUUGCUUGUCAAUAAUUCUCGUAACAACUCUCCUGAGUGCCUUCAGCCUGUGGACCUAAAUCAGAAAAAGGUACCCAAGCAGACAGCCAGCAGCAAGGUGAUGAUGAGCUGGCUGACCAGCGGCUCUUCAAAGAGGAAGGAGUCGGAGGCUUGGAACAGUCAGGAGGAAAGAGACAAGACAGACACUCCCAACAAGUCUACAGGAGCGCUUCAGCAGUGGCUGCAGGAGGCCAACAAAAAACCAAGAACCCAGUAAAAGAGAACUACUCGGUUUUGUAUUUCAGCCCUCAAAUGACAUUCUUGUACCGUUAUGAGCCACACAAAUAUAUAUAUUGUACCAGUGUUCAAUGGUUGUUACGGAAUUUCAGAAAUAAGAAGGUUGCUGAAUUUUAAGGUUUUUAUUACCCUUAUUUGAAAGGCAAAGACAUUUUGAAACUUUACUAUGCAUUUAUCAUAUUUAUAUAUAAUGAUGAAUGCCACUACUUCCACCAUCUCACUUUUGCUUUCAAAGUUAGUCUGACAGCAAUCAGAAUUCUAAUGUAGUUCAUUUCCAUUUUAACAUGAUUCAGACGAUUGGCUAUGUCAAGCACUUCAAGCAACUGGCAGUAAGAUAGAGAUUUACAUGUUUGUCUUCUCCACAAAAUGAUUGGAAUUGUACAGAAGUCCUUUAAUUUGUUGUCAAUUAAAAUAAAUGUAUUGGGUAAGAGUACUGCGUUAUGAAUGAUAGUUGUACUACUUCUCCAGGACCAAAGUAGGAGUGACCUUAGUAUCUUGAUUUGUUUCAUGUUGCACCAAGUAAUUACUGUACAAGUCAAGAAGAACAGCGCUAACCACAGCCAUAGGCCAGUUUCAUGUUGCUCCACAAUAGGGUUAUUUUGAAUGAAUACAACAACCUGCACACUUGAGUGAUGGGACUUGUAAAUUCUCUUAAUUUUCAUCAUUGUGUACCAAUUACGAGAACAUCAAUGGUCAAUUGGAAUGGAAUUGUCACAGUCUGAUCAUCCAAAUUUGAAUCUCGAUCCCUAACAUUUAUUCUGUUUGAAGUUUGUGUGAGGUGGAGCGUGACCCCAAAGCCACAACACAAAUAACAAAGGAGGGGAGCAGUGUUUCCUCUAUUCAUGCAUUUUCAGUAGUGGCACCCUGUGAAUGUAAGACAAUAACCACCAAAGCUACAGAGAAAAAAAAAAAAAAAUCCAGUUUUACUCACUGAAACACAAAGACGAAUAGGAUGUUUGAGCUCAACAUAAAACAAGUGAUUGUGAAAGCAGCAAUAUUCAUAGAACUGAAAACAUCUGUUGCCAUUUAAA
Phycodurus eques (leafy seadragon) is the source of this 2254-nucleotide messenger RNA. It is a transcript of the gene hmces, whose product is annotated as 5-hydroxymethylcytosine binding, ES cell specific. NCBI's taxonomy places the organism in Eukaryota, Metazoa, Chordata, Actinopteri, Syngnathiformes, Syngnathidae. Gene Ontology annotation, molecular function: single-stranded DNA binding. The coding region runs from base 160 to 1203 and encodes 347 amino acids. The transcript is spliced from 7 exons. The record is from RefSeq and is a predicted model, not a curated record. Gene Ontology annotation, biological process: DNA damage response.